Messenger RNA from Funneliformis caledonium, 879 nucleotides. The record is from the annotation of a GenBank genome assembly. Lineage: Eukaryota; Fungi; Glomeromycota; Glomeromycetes; Glomerales; Glomeraceae.
AUGAAUUUUUUUUACAGUAAAAAAAAUUUUACUACCGAAAACAUUCCUGAUUUGACCGGAAAAGUUGCCAUUGUCACUGGAGGCAACACAGGAAUCGGAUACAUCACAGCGAGAGAAUUAGCUCGUAAAAAUGCACAUGUAUUCGUUGCAAGUCACAAUAAAGAACGUUGCGAAAGUGCCGUAGAAAAAAUUAAAAAAGAAACUAGAAAUAAUCAGGUAGAAUUUUUAUAUUUAGAAUUAGGUAACCUGAAAAUUGUGAAGCAAUCUGCUGAAAAUUUCCUUUCGAAAAAUUUACCUUUACACAUUCUUAUCAAUAACGCUGGAAUUUUUGCGACCCCUUGGUCAUUAACUGAUGAUGGGAUCCAAGAUCAAUUUGGAGUGAAUUACGUUGGACAUUUCCUAAAAUUGAAGCUUCUGCACCUUCUCGAAUCGUUAACGUCAGCAGGGAUUGAUUUCGAUAAGAUUAAUCAAGAAGGUGCUCUAACACCUGAGCUACGUUACUGUGUAUCAAAACUUGCCAUGAUCCUUUUUACAAAAUCAUUAUCGAAACGACUUGAAGGCAAAGAAGUUUACGUUAAUUCAGUUCAUCCAGGAUUUGUUAAAACCGAAGUAUCAAGAGGACUAGUUAGUACUUAUGGAUUCAUUGCGAAAAUAUCGAGCAAAGUUGCUUAUACUUUGUUUGCGAUACCAUCUGAAGAUGGAGCAUUAACACCAUUAUAUGCUGCUACAAGCCCCGAAAUUGUUGAAAGAAAUUAUCGUGAUCAAUAUUUCGAACCAUUUGGCAUGAUUGGAAACAGGCCUGCGGCAGCUCAAGAUGAGGAAUUAGCCGAAAAAUUGUGGAAAUAUACCGAAGAUUUAAUCGAUGUUAAAUUACGUUAG